Messenger RNA from Lethenteron reissneri (Far Eastern brook lamprey), 2297 nucleotides. RefSeq lists its product as uncharacterized. NCBI's taxonomy places the organism in Eukaryota, Metazoa, Chordata, Hyperoartia, Petromyzontiformes, Petromyzontidae. The record is from RefSeq and is a predicted model, not a curated record. Gene Ontology annotation, molecular function: protein binding.
AUGUCGGUUCCGGUCCUUGCGGCCGCCGCCGACGGCGAGACAGUUGUUCCAAAUUCUAUUGAACAACAGGGGAAAGAUUCCCUGCUGGCUGCAGCUGAUCCUGAAAUAAUUACUGUCAGCGUGAAGGAGAAUGACAGCACCUGCCUGCCGUGUGGCCGAGGUAGGAGUGCCCAGCCAGGCUCGGUGGUCUGGUUCAGGGUGGCACAAGGAGCCAGAGACCAGCCGGUCCCCGUGGCUUUGUGCUCCGAAAAAGAAGCCUUCAUCCCUUCUUGUGAUCGUGAUGGAGGGGGCGCAUCAGGGGUGGGGAGGCUCUGCUGCUCUGGGUCUGGUGGCCUCACGAUAAGAAGAGUGGAGGCUGGCGACAAGGGGACGUACACGUGUGUCACGGGGGCUCUCCUCGGCCAGCACGUGUGUAACAACAGCCUCGCCAUGUGCGAGACAGACCUCUGGCACAAGAUGUUGAAUCAUCCCAAUAAUCCUGUUCAGAAAACUACGCAGGUGUCAGUUAUAGGUGACGAUGCUGGAUCGAUGAGGACGUACAUCGUAAAGGUUCACACUGGGAAAAUACACAGAAGUGGAACCGAUGCAAUCGUUACAAUUCACAUCUAUGGAAACAAAAAUAAUGUGACCUCACAACUGGUUACAUCAGAAACAAACAACAAUCCCUUUGAAACUGACCAGGUGGACAUCUUCACGUUAAAAGUAAACAAUAUCGGAACAAUCAUGAAAAUCUCCGUGGCACACGACGGCACCGGGCUAUUCGAUGACUGGUUUCUUGAGAAAAUUGACAUCGAGGAUGAAAAGUCAAAAGUCACUUACACAUUUACAAGCAAUGUUUGGGUUUAUAAAAACGAUGUAAAAACCCUUCAGAUCCAGAAAAUUCAUCAUGGAAUCCAGACACCUACUGCCCAAGAUACAUUUUGUGAUGUUCUCACGCAAGAUGCAAGUUGUCAUGUCGGCGUAAUGGAUGAGAUGUGCACGCAAUUCGGAAGCAAAAAAACGACUCUGGAGACAACAACGGCCUGGCUUAACCACUCGACGUCUGCUCUGACCAAGCAAGCUAUGGGAGGCCAUGUCGAAACUGGGGGGCAGUCUCAACCUGAAGUCGUCUACUGGCUGCCCAUCAUUGGCGUUUUGAUCAUUAUCGUUUUCCUGAUGAUCGUAGCAGUCUUCUUCCACAUUCAUACAAAGAGACGCACGCCGAGUGUUAUGCUUCUGGCCAACUAUCAGAGACAUGGGAAUCAUACUUCACAAACCGCAACACUCAACGAGUAUAAGCAAUCAGGAGUGAAAUUAACUUCACUUUCCAAACAAUUAAAUGGCACAAAUUGUGACUAUGAAAAUGUGUAAUCAAGAAAAGAUUAUCGACACGUGCAUCUGUGGAGGAUGUGUGCAGCACCACCCGCCGCACACGCCCACCACAAAUGCGGAAACGUCAAGAGAAGUACAAGUCACCGACGCUGCAAUUGUUUUUCAAAGUCACAAUGCUUGCUGUGUUUUACUUUGCUGUCAAUUAAAACUUGGGCACUAACAAUAAUGUUCACAUAUAUAACUGUAUACAUAGGCUGGAUGCUGCCAUAGUUAAAUUGUUAUCACAUUAGACUUGGAACCUAAAGAUUGCUGGUUCAAUCUCCUGGCUAGGCCUCGGCAAGGUAAGGUAAAAGUUAAAAGUUAAAAACAACGAGCCUACCUUUACCCUACCUUUUACCUUACCACAAUACAAUCACUCUACCCUACCUUUUACCCCUUAGCAGGUAAGAUAAAAGGUAAAAAGCAACGAGCCUACCGUUACCCUACCUUGUACCUUUACACCAUACAAAUUACCCGAUUACAGGGUAUUUACUGGGGUACAACACAUGAAAAAAGUUUAUAAUGGUAAAUGCUAGGUAGAGCGCUUUAUUCAUAUAUAAUACUCUCGAUUAUUCAAAUUUUACACGCUUUCUUUGAACUCACUCUGUCUGUUGUUGUCGUUGUGUCCUCAAAUCUUGUAACUAAAUUUUAACCCACUUCCCAAUGUGGUAUCGACUGCAAACUUGGUAUACUUAUGUCAUACUGAUGACAAUACUAUAUUCUAUCAUAAAAAAUUAUAAAACAUAUUUUUAAACAUUUUUUUUAUGUUAUGUUUCGGCUUGGGUCUAAUUGUCCACGCUCAACUGACGUUGGCUGUGUUUGGCUAUGGUCCCUUACGUUAUGGCAAGCUUCUGGGCCACUUCCUGGAGUCGUGGAAUUCUGCCAUUAUGAGUACAUUUAAUAAAAGCGUGUUUAAAAUAUUACUUAUUAAAUGGAGGCCACGGACU